AUGGUGGGGAAAAUCAUGCCGCUCGACAUUGGGCUGCGCGUCGAUGUGCUGGACGACGAAGGCAUCUGGAACACAGGCGUGAUCGCUGACGUGGGCAAAGGGAAGACGCAGAAUCUGGUGGAGAUUCAGUACGACGGCUGGGACGAGGACUAUAACCAGUGGAUUGACGUGAGCAAGCAUCGUCUGGCCCCUCUGCACACGUACACGAUCGUCAAGAAGUGCUGGGCCAAGCUUGCCAAGUGGCCUUGGUGGCCCGCCUUUGUGGUUUUACGGGCACCUACAACGGCUAGUGCUGCUCACGGUCUUGAGGAAGAGACGAAACUUUAUGUCGAGUUUUUCGACUCGUUUGACGAGGAGAAACGCUCGCGAUGCUGGAUGCAAAAGAAGAAUGUGACGUCAUUUCGUGACUGUUUUGAGGAGCGCGCGUCUAAGAACAUCAGCAAGAACUUUUCCAAGUUUGUUGAGGGUACGCAGCGUGCCAAGGCAGGCACGUCCCCGCUGCUGUUCUCGGGGGUGGGCACGCUGCCGAUUGAGUACUCGAGCAAAUUGUCGGAGCCGCUAGAGGAGAAAAAAAAGGAGUGUUCCCCGGAGCAGUGGUUUCAUCUCUAUCGAGACUUCAGCAAUCGCUAUAAGGAAUUGUACGGCUACUCGACUGCAAUGGUAUCAGAGAAGCCAGCUUCUUCGCGCCCAGACCUGAAGUUGGGCAAGCGUGGACCUGGUCGUCCUUCAAAGAAAGAUUUGGAGCAGAAGCCGUCAGAAGAUGAGAAUAAAAGCGAAGAAAAUGAAGAAGAUGAGUCAGAGAGUGGUAAGCUCGGGAAAAACCGUGUUGACGACGAUGAGGUGACAACUGGGCGACGGGUUACCCUUCGAAACAAGCGGGUUGCGGCUGAAGUAACCUCCGCGCGCAGUAACGCCAGACCCCGACGUGCUAAAGUAAUUGAGGUAUUGACGGAUUCAAGCUCUUCUAUGGUUGCGUCUUCCUUCUCAACUCUCCCGUGUGACCAAAAAGUGAGAGCUGGGUUUACAAGCGAAGUCAGGGAGUACAGCAGCUCGAUUCAUACCGAACACAAAGCCACAACAAAAGUUGAUUCGGAAUCGAAGCCUGAAACUCGUCCUGCGCCUGAAGUAUCGUGUUUCGGGUCUAAGCCAAGCGGAAAUGUGUUGCCCUCGCAGAAGGCGCGCAGCAGGGAUACCAGCAUGCCAUGCACGGUAGCAGGGCGUGCUGUAUGCCUUAAGUUAAGGGACGAACGCGUGGAUAAGUCUAUCGGAGGUUGCUCUCUCAUGCUGGAAGGCAGUCGUGGGCAAAAGGAUUUGAUUACCCCGCCGACCAAGCCGUCUACGCGUAUUGAACCUGCCAUGGGUUCAAGGGUUGGGACAUCUGAGCAACCCGAACCUCGUCAAGCAGACCUCAACAUGUAUAAGGACUGGACUGGCGGGUCUCGAUAUGAAGUGGAUAACAAGCCUUGGAACAUUCUUGGAUGGCUUACAGAAGGUUUUAAGCGAAAGCUGCAAAGGAAGUAA
Peronospora matthiolae is the source of this 1521-nucleotide messenger RNA. Lineage: Eukaryota; Oomycota; Peronosporomycetes; Peronosporales; Peronosporaceae. The record is from the annotation of a GenBank genome assembly.